AAAUUAAUUAAUAAGUCAAAAAUGGCUAAUAUUAACAGUAGCUAAGUUUCUACACGGCUAGCUAGCUCAAGCCUUCAUCCAAGUCUCUUGUUUGGACAUCCGUGCCUUAGUUAGUAGCUACUUCUUCAUUUACAGAGAACUUGCAACCGUAGUACCGUGGCGUCGUUCUGUUUCCAGCCUCAAUACAGACUGAUUGAGCACUGUUGCUAACUUUCCUGUGCUUCAAAGCUAGCCUGCUGCACUGUACUGGAGGGAGAGUCAUGGCUGAGACAAGUGAAACUCAAUGGGUUGAGAUAAUUGAACCCCAAUCGAAGGAAAGGAUGUUUGCCAAUCCCUCCACUGGAGAGAUCUCACUCACCGCUCCAGAUGGAGUCAAAAUCAAACCAAUGAGUCAGAACCAGUGGUGGGAACUAUACGAUGCUGGCUCUGACAGUUACUACUAUUACAAUGCUCACACUGGGGACACUGUGUGGGACAGGCCGGGAGAUGACGCUGAUAUCAUUCCUCUCACCAAGUUACAGUCCACUUCAGCUGAGGAAACUAGUGAGGAGACUGAUGGAGGGCAGCCAGUCACCACACAAGCCAAUGAGGUCCCUGGCACCACGCCCAACUCCCAACCCACCCUGGAGCCAGCACCAACACAAGAUCCUAAUUUAAGAGCUGUACCUGUGGAACGCAAACUCUCUGAAAUUCUCUCUGAACAUAUAGAACCUAUGAGUCCACUUGCCAUUGACUAUGAGGGAGAGAGGUUUGCCUCUGCCUCGGGGACUAACAAAUCCCAGGUUUCGCCCACCUCUGGUGAUAUGACCACUCUCGAUAAGACAAGGACACUAGACGGAUCCAAUGCACGCUACAUGGAGUGUGCCCAUGGUGCAAGGGACUCGUGGGUGAAUAUUAAUGUAGUGAGCAAGGAAGGUGUGAAUGGAGAGCAGGAGAGACUGGAUGUUCUCUCUGAGUCGGGCGGGAGCUUUCCGGGAGGAAGUCUGGACAGGUCUGCUCGAGGCAGAGAUCAGUUGGCUACACCGACCAGCUAUGAAAUGAAAUCACGUACUCUGGACAACAGCAAACGAAAGGGCAGUUCUAGAGAGGGGCGUAGCUAUGUACCUGCUAGACCGGCACCAACUCCUCCUACCUCAAGGGGCAAGACGGGUCCUUCUCUGGAGAAGACCAAGAGUGUGGAGCACGACUCUCUUGAUGGUGAAGAGAAGGUGAAGAAGAAGGCUCAUCAUCGAAGUCGCAGUGACAUUCCCCCUGCCCCAGCCCCUCCUCAAAUCAGAUCGGACAGGGCAGUCAGCGUGGUAAGUAAAACCUCACUCGCAAACUUCAAGGACCUGUCACAGCAUCGCAAGGGAUUUUUCAGGAAGAAAGUCACCAUUGCAAACAUGCUCGCUUGGACCAAGGACCCUAUCAAGCAGCCGAUGCUCCAGACCAGGGACAAGCAACUCAGGAAGGAGGCAUGUGAGAUGUUCAAGCUCCUCCUACAGUACAUGGGUGACAGGAAGACCAAGCAGAAGGACGUCAACCUUAUAGCCCUGGAUAUUACUUCUCAGGCUUGGGAGAAGAAGGGGCUCAGGGAUGAGCUAUACAUACAGCUGUGUCGGCAGACUAGUUCCAACAGCAAUCCUAAGAGCCUGCGUCGAGGCUGGGAGAUGUUUGCCAUCUGUCUGGCCUUAUUUCCUCCCUCUAUUAAGUUCAGAGGUUACUUGGAGGGUUAUCUCUGGAGACAUGUUGAGCCCUCGCCAGCAUUCAAGGGGGUUCCAGUGGAGGUGUUUGCACAGUACUGCCACAAGAGAGUGGAAAAGAUGGCUCAGAGUGGGGCCAAGAAAGGAGUGAAGAAACCAGCAGUGGAGGAGAUAAUCCAUGCUAAGGAUGCCCCAUUCAACCCUUCCAUGUUUGGCAACACUCUGGAAGACACGAUGGAACUACAACAGGAGAAGUUCCCCAGCUUUGACCAAAAGUUGCCCUGGGUUGUUCCUGCUCUCACUGAGGCAGUGCUGCGGCUGCAAGGCCCACAGACUGAGGGAAUAUUCAGAGUGCCUGGAGACAUUGAUGAGGUGAACAUUCUGAAGUUGAAGCUGGACAAGGGAUUAGUCACAAUGGACAAACUGUCGGAUCCUCAUGUCCCAGCCUCGCUACUUAAGCUCUGGUUUAGGGAACUGGAAGAGCCCCUCAUUCCUGCAGGGUACUAUGACGAGUGUAUAAACAACUGUGACAAUGAAAUGAAUGCUUUGUCACUGGUCGACUCGCUGCCAGAGCUAAACAAGAAACUGCUACUAUACCUGGUUGAUUUUCUUAAGCAAUUCAUCACUCCUGAAAACAUUGAAGCAACAAAGAUGGGUCUGGACAAUAUAGCCAUGGUGUGGGCUCCAAACUUUCUACGCUGCCCGUCAGAUGAUCAUACACUUAUUUUUCAGAACACUCGCAAAGAAAUGGCUUUUCUACGAGUAUUGUUAAGACUGAUAGACACAAACAGUUCUGCAACUGCAUCUGCACUCUAGUCCAGAUUUAGCAUUGGAAUUAGCACUGGUGUGUGUAUUUAUUAUUUUGUCUCUGGUGUAUGUCAGUAGUGUAUUGAUUGAGCCUUUUUGUAGCUGCCAUUCUUCUGAUUGUGUGUUUCUCUGA
Halichondria panicea is the source of this 2622-nucleotide messenger RNA. RefSeq names its product rho GTPase-activating protein 39-like. Gene Ontology annotation, biological process: signal transduction. The coding region runs from base 261 to 2498 and encodes 745 amino acids. Gene Ontology annotation, cellular component: cytoplasm; cytoskeleton. The transcript is spliced from 15 exons. Gene Ontology annotation, molecular function: protein binding; GTPase activator activity. Lineage: Eukaryota; Metazoa; Porifera; Demospongiae; Suberitida; Halichondriidae. The record is from RefSeq and is a predicted model, not a curated record.